Messenger RNA from Paecilomyces variotii, 1728 nucleotides. RefSeq names its product putative nonsense-mediated mRNA decay protein Upf3. The transcript is spliced from 2 exons. Gene Ontology annotation, biological process: nuclear-transcribed mRNA catabolic process, nonsense-mediated decay; positive regulation of translation. The record is from RefSeq and is a predicted model, not a curated record. Gene Ontology annotation, molecular function: mRNA binding. Gene Ontology annotation, cellular component: cytoplasm; nucleolus. The coding region runs from base 1 to 1728 and encodes 575 amino acids. Lineage: Eukaryota; Fungi; Ascomycota; Eurotiomycetes; Eurotiales; Thermoascaceae.
AUGACCCAAGUGUCCAUUUCAAAGCCCACUGGAGGCGUGCUUCCUAUCUCUGCUUCCGCGACCCAGAAAAAUGCAUCUACUCCAUCGAAAAGUUCGGCAAAACCACCUACUCCGAGGCUCAAGCUGCUUGUGAGACGACUCCCUCCUGGUUUAACACAAGUGGAAUUUCAGAGUGCUCUGGGGGAGGAAUGGAAACUCGGCGCAGGGAAAGUAGAUUGGUUUCAGUAUAAAGAGGGCAAGGUUUCGAAAGAUCCUGCAAAGCCAUCCCGGCCAUCGCGUGCCUAUCUUCGUGUUGCUUCAGAACAAUAUAUUGGUCCCCUAGCAGAGAAAGUCGGUCGAACCUCGUUCUUGGAUUCCCGUAAUACGGCAGGCGAUCCUGUUCUCUUGGGCCCGCCGUCUCUGGAGUUUGCGCCCUUCGCCCGUGUACCGGGCAGUCGUGUACGCAAGGAUGCACGGCAAGGGACUAUCGAUCAGGAUCCGGAAUUCAUUGACUUCUUAGAGAGUCUCACAAAUCCAAUCACAAAACCUGCACCCGUCGAGGCAACAGCGGAUGGGGAGAAGGCUGAGGCUGUGACAACGACCCCCUUAGUGCAGUAUAUUAAGGAAAAGAAGGCCAACAAGACCAAGGAGAGCGCAUCAUCUGCUAAGGGCACGAAGCACGGAAGAUCAGAGAAGGAUAGCAAGCCGGAGAAGGUGCAAGCAAAGAAACUGCUACAGAGACCUGACAAGGAUGCUCCCCCAACGACGUCCACGACGGACAAGAAGGCUAAGAGCGAGAAGGCCACCAAAGAAGCCAUAAAGGUCGCAAACAAGCAAGCUGCAAAUGUAGCCGCUAAAGCAUCGGCGAAAACACCACCGGCUACAACUUCCAAAGAGACUCCUGCACAGACGUCUGCACCUGAGCGGAAGAGAGAACGAGGGAACAUCAGUGCAGCCGCCAGAAUUGUCCAGCGCGAUCUCGGACUGGCUCCUCCCGGUAAUCGUCGCAGAGGGGGCAAGUCGACUACUACGUCUACCGACACCGACGCCUCCAAGACAGGAGGAAGCUCUCAGGAACCUGUCUCCUCUCCUGCCGCUGGGAAGCAGCCGGCAGCAGCCAGGUCAUCUAAAGAGGCCAAGGAGACUGCAGCAACGCAGAAAAGUGCAACUGAAAAAGCCAGCGGUGCAACACCGUCUCAAUCGACAGUAGCUUCCUCGACUGUCCGUCCAGCGUCUUCCGCUGGUAAGUCUUCGAAAUCUGUGAAAUCGAAACAGCCAGCUCCGACUGGGUCAACUCAGGCGUUCCUGAAACACGCCAAUCCCUCACAAGGCGUAACAGAGCCUCUCCUGGAGGCAGCUUUCGCGUCGUUUGGACGUAUCACAAAGGUUGAAAUUGACAAGAAGAAAGGAUUCGGGUACAUCGACUUCGCUGAGCCGGAAGGUCUCCAGAAGGCCAUCGCAGCCAGCCCUGUCUCAGUCGCCCAGGGCCAAGUAGUCGUCCUCGAGCGGAAGUCGAGUCCUUCGACUGAGAAGUCGCGCGGUAAAGGGCGCAAUGAGCAACAGUCGCCAUCCAGCCGUGGGAAGUCUGGAAGCGGUGGUGGACGUGGACCGGGUGGAGGAGAGAGCAGUCAAUCUACACCUCGAGGAUCAAGGGGUAGCAGAGGAGGGUCAAAGAAUAAGAACAGCAACAACAACAAAGGUGGUGGUACUGGAAGCACGGCCAACGCGGCCACGGCUGAGUCUAAAUGA